GAGAGGCUGGCCGCCAUGCGUUCUGAAUCUCUGGUCCCCGGCACCCACACUCCACCCAUCCGGCGUCGAAGCAAAUUUGCCUCCCUGGGACGUCUCCUCAAACCCUGGAAGUGGCGGAAGAAGAAGAGUGAGAAGUUUAAGCAGACCUCUGCAGCUUUGGAGAGGAAGAUGUCCGUGCGACAGAGCCGAGAGGAGCUGAUCAAGAGAGGUGUGCUGAAGGAGAUCUUUGAAAAAGCAUCCAUUGAAUUCCGAUCCUCAAUGGACAGUGGAGGCUGCACUCAGGACCCCCCGUUUAAGCCAUCCAUGGUUCUGCACCCCAAGAAAUCUUUCACCUACCCAGGUGACCUUCAGGAUACCCCUCCCAAACCACCGUUGUACCACAAACAACCUCCUGCUCUCCCCCCGAAGCCUUUUUCCAGGAUCCCCAACCACAGCACAGAUUCUUGCCAGCCUAUGAAGCUGCCCUGUAUGACUGGGGGGAAGCACUCUCCCCCUCUACCUCCCAAGAAGGUGAUGAUUUGUGUGCCUCCAGGGGGGCUAGAGACCUCUUCCUCCCCGUCUCCAUCCCCCAACGCCCCUGUCACCUUCCCCCAGAAGUGUCCCCCUCUUCAGGGCAUGCCGCUGCACCACAGUUCCUUGCUGCCCUCCCAGCUGUCUGGCCUAUCCGGUCUCCACCAGAGCCACGGCCACCCACUCCAGCUCCAGUAUGGCAGCAUGCAUGCUCCUAGCCGCAUCAUCGAGGAGCUAAAUAAAACUCUGGCGCUCUCCAUGCAGCGGUUUGAAAGUUCUGCGUUGCACGGCGCUGGUCAGUGCUCCCUGCUGGACAGACGAGAAGUCCCGUCUGUGAUCAUCGACUGUGACGAUGACAAGGAGAACAUGCCCAAUGAGUCCGACUACGAGGAUCUUCCCAGCAUGUAUAAAGAUGAGGAGGACGAUGACGACGACGAUGAGGACGAUGAAGAUGACGACUCUCUAUUUACAAGCACCCUGGCUCUAAAGGUGCUCAGGAAAGACUCUCUCGCCAUCAAGCUGAGUAACAGGCCCUCCAAGAGAGAGCUGGAAGAGAAAAACAUCUUACCCAUGCAGACUGACGAAGAGAGGCUCGAGUCCAGGCAGCUGAUAGGCACCAAACUCACACGGCAGCUGAGUCAAAGGCCAACGGCGGAGGAGCUGGAGCAGAGGAACAUCCUCAAACCUCGCAACGAGCAAGAGGAGCUGGAGGAGAAGCGGGAGAUCAAACGAAGGCUAACGAGGAAGCUGAGCCAGAGGCCCACCGUUGAGGAGCUGCGACAGGCCAAGAUCCUCAUCCGAUUCUGCGACUACGUGGAGGUGUCGGACGCCCAGGACUACGACAGGCGAGCAGACAAGCCCUGGACCCGGCUCACAGCAGCGGACAAGGCAGCUAUACGGAAGGAGCUCAACGAUUUCAAGAGCAACGAGAUGGAAGUGCACGAGUCAAGUCGCCAUUUAACCAGAGUCCGUAUGGGAGAGGGGUUUUGUCCCGAUGAGCUCCCCGUCAGCCGGAGCCGCAUCUUCUCCCAUGAUGGAGCUUCGGAGAAGGCUAGAAAGAGUUCCCCACCAGCCACCUUCAGCAUGUGUAAGCAGAAGCAUCAUACCGCCUUAAAAACACUGCCUCCACCUUCCAUGGCACAGGCUUCAGUGCUUCGGCCUGCUGCAUUAUUCAGUGAUGUGUAUUUCUGUGAGAGGCUAUGGCAGGACUCUGUAUGCCUAGGCAAAGGCAUUCAGAAUGUCCCGGAGGUCUUCUGCGGAGUGUGCUGCAGUGGCGUUGUCGUAGGCAUGCUGAAGCUCCGUGAUGAUGGUGCUGCAGACUUUGCUCUCGAAGACCUUCCUCUCAGCCUCUGUUUCUUCAGUUAG
Messenger RNA from Lampris incognitus (smalleye Pacific opah), 1875 nucleotides. RefSeq names its product phosphatase and actin regulator 1-like. Gene Ontology annotation, molecular function: actin binding. The transcript has 13 exons. The coding region runs from base 16 to 1875 and encodes 619 amino acids. The record is from RefSeq and is a predicted model, not a curated record. Lineage: Eukaryota; Metazoa; Chordata; Actinopteri; Lampriformes; Lampridae. Gene Ontology annotation, biological process: cell motility; stress fiber assembly.